AUGACAUAUUCUCUUCCUGUAACCCAUGAAAAAAUGAAAAUAACAAGUGGCCCAAACUGGCUUGAACUUCCAAGCGAUGUAACAGCAAACAUCCUCCAGAGGCUAGGGACGAUUGAAAUAUUGACCAGUGCAUGUCAAGUCUGCCCUAGUUGGUGGAGCAUCUGCAAGGAUCCCCACAUGUGGCGAACCAUUAACAUUACCAAGUAUGGUUAUAAGCAUUCCAUGCGUAAUAAGGAUAAGUUUGUGAAGAUUUGUCGCAAUGCAAUUGAGCGAAGCUGUGGUCAUGUAGAAGACAUUGAUAUUGAGCAUUUAGCAACGGAUGAUCUUCUUGCAUACAUAGCGGAUAACUGCGCUGGUCACCUUCGACACAUGCGGCUUGCAAUGUGUGCAGGGCUCUCAGAUAAAGGAUUUAGUGAAUCUGUUAAGAAGAUGUCGCGGUUAGAGAGUCUUGACAUUUCAUAUCAGAAUCAACUGUCAAAGGAUACCUUUGAAAUUAUUGGCCGGUAUUGCCCGUUUUUGAAAACAUUGAAAUGCAGGUUGAUCGUAGUGAACGACAGAGAGAAUGAUGUGUCAUUUGCUAUUGCGAAAACAAUGCCUGGAUUACAUCAUCUUAAAAUUUGUGGAAAUAUGCCUUCUGAGGAUGGUGUUCUUGCCAUUCUUGAUGGAUGCUCCCUUCUUGAGGUUCUUGACUUGAAAGAAUGUUGUUGUUUCUAUAAUAUUUCAAGCUUGGAGAAAAGGUGUAGAGAAAAUGUUAUGGAUUUUAGAGCUCCAUCACUACACUGCUUCUCUUCUAAUUAUGAUUCUGGAUGGGGUAUCGAAAGUGAAAAUUGGUCUGGUUAUGAAGACUGGUUUUGA
Molecule: messenger RNA, 855 nt
Organism: Lathyrus sativus (Indian pea)
Lineage: Eukaryota; Viridiplantae; Streptophyta; Magnoliopsida; Fabales; Fabaceae
Source: the annotation of a GenBank genome assembly